AGGGAGAUUUGGAGCGAGAUAGAGUAGAGUGAGGAAGGAAGGAAGACUGUGAUAAGGCUCCCUGCCUCCCGCAACCAGACGGACUGUGCCAGUGGAGAGAGAGAGAGAGAGAGAGAGAGGCAGAGAAAGAGAAAGAGAGAGAGUGACUGGAGCUGAGUAUUCCUUGCUGUCGUGCUGUCUUUCUGUCCUGCUGAUAUAUCCUCUGUCAUUUACUGAGUCGUCCUUCCCAGUUUAGAUGAUGUCAUCGAAGCUCCUAUCCUGCGGUUGGCUGCAGCAGCUGCUGGUGGUGCUUCUGAAGCUCACCCUAUCCUUUGCUGGACCGACCAAUGGGACAGAGUGUACGGCCAGAGGUCCUGCCUCCUACAUCCUGGUAUUUACGGGUCACUGGAGCCCCCAGACUUUCCCUAAACAGUACCCACUGUUCCGACCCCCUGCACAGUGGUCCAAACUCAUAGUUAUCACUCACAAUGGGCAGCAUCGGCUGUUUCAGGAGGGGGCGCUGGCGAGUAUAGGGGUGCAGAACUUUGCUGAGGUGGGGGUAACUGUGGAGCUGGUGAAGGGGGCGAAGGAUGCCAGGAAGAGACGGGAGGUCGGUGCCAUGUACAGAACAGCGGGCAUCCCCACUGGCAUCGGACACAGCUCCACAGAACUGCUGCUGCAACCUCGGAGCCCACUGCUCUCUCUGAUGGUGAAAGUGAUCCCUAGCCCUGAUUGGUUUGUGGGAGUGGACAGUCUUAACCUCUGUGAGGGCGGCCAGUGGAAACAGGAAAUGACCCUUGACCUCCAACCCUUGGACUCUGGGACGGACAGCGGCUUCACUUUCUCUUCACCCAACUAUCCCACCGUCCCUCAGGAAAACAUCACACGGAUAACUUCCCAGAUGCCCAACCACCCAGCCAACUCCUUCUUCUACCCCCGUCUCACAGAGCUCCCGCCCAUAGCCUCCAUACGGCUGACCAGACAGAGCCGUUCAUCUGCCCGUCAAACUCCCAUGUCCAAUCACAUUCUGCCUCACCCUAUCCACCCUCAACGCUUCUCAGAGACACCAUUAGACUGUGAGGUGUCUAUGUGGUCGUCCUGGGGUCUGUGUUUGGGCCCCUGCUCCAGGGGAGGGGUCCGCCAUCGUACCCGCUACAUCCUCCUGCGACCGGCUAACGCCGGAACACCCUGCCCCGAGCUGGAGGAACAGACCGAGUGCACACCACACAACUGUCUGAAGCGCCAGUGACCCCCGACAGAAUAGGGUGAAGUUGCCCCAAGACACUGAUUUUAAGUCAGUUUUAAGUUUAGGCCAGUAAGGUUAGGAUUCGGGACUGUAAGCUGAUCAUAGAUCUGUGCUUAGGGGGAACUUCUAAUUGGAGCCACACCCCUGGCAGUCUCCAUGGUAACACUGGGACUCAAACAUACACAGACCACAAUAAUGUAAGCAAUGGACUCUUUCACUGCAGAACGCACAAUCUCUAGACCCAAAUAAGUCUUAAGUGGCCGUGACUUGUUGGUGUGGUCUUUAUGGAGUACUCUGGCAAUCUAAAGACCGACUAGUCCUGACUUGUAUUGAGAAACACUGUUGUUGACAAGUACCCACAUGACAAAAGAGCACAAUGCCAUUAUCAGUGGACAUGAGAGACAGACAACUAUGUAGAGGAUCUUCACUGGCACACACACACACAUGCCCUUGUACACAAAUAAUACACUCUUACUUUGUGUAAACCGGGACAUUGAUUUACAUGGGAAUCCUAUACGAUGCUCAGCCAUCAUUCAACAUAACCACACAGACAGAUUUAUAAAUACCCAUUUCACAAGACACAACUGAUGAUGGCUCACUGUAGCCCAGUACCCCAUGUCAGAAAACCCUAGCCAAUAUGGAGCGAGGCGGUUUCAUAAAAGAAAAAGGGAUACAGUUUAAAAAAAACAAAAAAACAAAACAAGAGCAGUUAUAUCUGUUGUCUCUCUUAAUAUGUAGGACAUAUUUUGUAUAUACUGUAUGUUCUGUUGUAUCGUUGUAUCUUGUGUAACUCAUGAAAUAAAUAUGGAGGUGUUUUCUGUAAA
This is a messenger RNA of Oncorhynchus nerka (sockeye salmon), 2049 nucleotides long. Its product is annotated as spondin-2-like. The transcript is spliced from 6 exons. The coding region runs from base 236 to 1228 and encodes 330 amino acids. Gene Ontology annotation, cellular component: plasma membrane. The record is from RefSeq and is a predicted model, not a curated record. Gene Ontology annotation, biological process: actin cytoskeleton organization. Lineage: Eukaryota; Metazoa; Chordata; Actinopteri; Salmoniformes; Salmonidae.